Ixodes scapularis (black-legged tick) is the source of this 1227-nucleotide messenger RNA. RefSeq lists its product as uncharacterized. The coding region runs from base 1 to 1227 and encodes 408 amino acids. The transcript has a single exon. NCBI's taxonomy places the organism in Eukaryota, Metazoa, Arthropoda, Arachnida, Ixodida, Ixodidae. The record is from RefSeq and is a predicted model, not a curated record.
AUGGAAGGUGAGGAGGGCUUAUUUCAAUCCUGCCGUUCUCGGAAACGACGCCGGGAUCGUCAGAACUCGGACACCUGCAGCUCUGGUUCCGAGUCUAGCCCGGAAGACACGAACACUACGUCUGAGCGAGCGCCUACUGGAAAAGUCGUGCUUAUCGUGCCAAAAAAUGGCUGCGUUUCAGUGAAGUCCUUCAACGCCGUCAAGCUGUCCAAAGAACUGGACGCCCUGUGUCCGGGCGGCGUCUUGAAGGUCCGUCCGAACUAUCGGGAGAACAUUCUCGCAGUCGACUUCAAGACUUCCACCAGCGCCGCGUCGCUGCUUCGCAUCAGCAGUAUCUGCGGCGUGCCCGUCGAAACGUACGAACCGCGCUCUUCGGCCAUGAUCAUGGGCGUCAUCUACGGCGUUCCAGACACCGUAACGGACGCGGAGCUGCAAGCGGCCUUGCGUUCGGACGCGCCUUUGGUCCGUAUCCGCAGACCACCUGGCUCGAACAUCGUUAUCCUCACGUUCGAAUCCCCGUCACUGCCCGAACGGGUGUUUGUAGGCCACGUCGAGUGCAAGGUACGCGCCUACGUCAAGAGACCGACUCAGUGCAAGACGUGCGGGCGUCUCGGACAUGUCUCCGGAGCCUGCGUCGCUCGCGACACCUGUCUGCGUUGCGGCGCCAACCACGGGGGUGGGGCCUGCACCGCCCAGAAGCCGUGCUGCAUCAACUGUGGUAAUGAGCACGUCUCGACGUCCAAGUUAUGUCCCUUGUGGAGGGAGCGCUUCGAAGUGGCCAAGUAUAGACAGACGCACAACGUCGACUUCAAGACGGCCAGGGCUGCCGUCCUCAAGUCACGUGUCAUUGAUGGAAAGCUGGCCCGACAGACCCCGGUCCCUCCACCUUGUAAGUCGCAGACCUGGAGUGUCCGGGCUCCAGCGUCGUCAUACUUGCACGAGCCAAAGCACCAUCUGAAAGAACCCGACGGCAUGUGCUCCAACGUUGCGGCACCGCCCAACGAUAACAUGGAGAUAUUUCGUCCGCUAGCGUCCCUGGCAGCCUAUCAGCGCCGCAGGCCUAAUAGCCUCAACUCCCAGCCCGCUUCAGAAGCCAGGGCCGUACCGAAGACGGGUGGCGACGAUUCUCACGUCACCGGGAAUACAUGGAACAGGUGCGUAAAAUAUUUAACUAAAAGCGACGUUAUUUUUUUUUCUUUACUGUCACUUUGCAAAAAGAAACACUGA